Molecule: messenger RNA, 1085 nt
Organism: Zymoseptoria tritici IPO323
Lineage: Eukaryota; Fungi; Ascomycota; Dothideomycetes; Mycosphaerellales; Mycosphaerellaceae
Exons: 4
Coding region: 60-1085 (341 amino acids)
Biological process (GO): mitotic DNA damage checkpoint signaling; protein phosphorylation
Cellular component (GO): nucleus; cytoplasm
Molecular function (GO): ATP binding; protein serine/threonine kinase activity
Source: RefSeq, a predicted model, not a curated record
AUUCGGUCGUACAUUUGGCAGGUCUCAUGCUGCUCACGCCAAACGACAUGUAGUGGGUCAUGAGCACGAUUUUCCGGCCGAUCGUCCUUAGACGAGCGGCUCCAGACCUCGCAGCCGUUCUAUCCCUUCGUUCUACUAUUCAUCGUCGAUUGCGAUUCCACACUUCGAAGAACAUCUCGUACGAGUCGACUGGCUUAUCGCCAUCGAAGAUUUCCGAAAGCGUACAAGGAUUUUCCGGUCGUAGCUACAGGAUCGAAAGCGUGCUCCAGGACAAGGGGAUGCCUUUGGGACGUGUCUAUCUCGCAACAACGGAUGAAGACCAAAAAGUUGUGGUGAAAGAGAUUCCACAAGACUGGAAGGCGAGAAACGAAAUUUACCGGAGGACGUCGCGAUGUUCCCAUAUUCGCCUCCCAAUCGACUCGAUCCCUGAGUCUCGCAUGCUGAUCUUCGAAUACAUCGAAGAAGAUCUGCUCUCCUUGAUACAGCAAAGGGAAGUGCCCAUGAAGCAGAUCAAACGAGCCCUGAAAUGGACGCUCGAGGGAAUCAGUCAACUGCACGCGGUGAACAUCACCCACAAUGACAUCAAACCCAACAACAUUCUACUGCAAACCGCAACGACUCCCGCAGGGCUCGUAGUGGAGAGGGUCCUCCUCACCGACCUCGAAGAUGCCGUAAGACUCGAGCCGGGCCGAUACCUGCAAGGUGCUACGUUGGGUAAUCUCAUGUGGCGGAGUCCAGAGGCGCACGCCGGAGGACCAAUGGAAGCAGCAUCGGACUUGUUUGCUUUCGGUAUCGUGGUGAUCCCAACGAUUCUCUUUCGACAAAUGUCCUAUUUCGCAGACGACGAGAGCGGCGUCGAAGGCUUGCUCGAGUAUCUCGGCGACAACGACGAGAUGCGAGAUGUGUGGGAGGCCAUCGUGGACUCAUGUCGCGAUGUUCGUAAGAAUCCAAUUAUGGGCUGGCAAGGGCCGGGUAUGGACGACGACUUCAAGGACCUGGUCAAAGGGCUAACGAAGUUGGAUCCGCGACGGCGAAUCUCCGCGAAUGAGGCGUUGCGGCAUCGAUGGUUUGCGGGAGUCUCCUAG